UCACAGCAGCCGGUUCCUCCCAGCCCGCACACUGUUCCCUGGAUACACCCACCCCUCAGACACCCCCUGUUCUCUCUCUCCCUCUCUCACCCCCUCUCUCCCUCUCGUUCCCUCUCCACCAAAGCACCAAGUAGAACUGUCAGACAGGCAGGACGCGCGGCCCUGCAUGGCCCAACCCGUCGCUACAUUCUGCUCUCCGAACAACCGCUUGGACUUUUGUUUUACACUUUUAACUUUUAAAGGGAAAUGAGGGAUUCUAGCGGCGUCGUGCACCCUCUGAUCACUAAACCGCGGGUUGCUAAGGUCUAUCUGUAUUUAUAUUACCAUUGCUGUUAUUUAAGGAGAAGGGUUGCAUGUUCCUAGGCGGGCUUCACUUCUCCACCGCUGGCGAGCCGGAGUCGGGGAGCACGAUGCUGGCCAGCCAGCUCACCUCCACCCCUUUCUCCGUCAAGGAUAUCCUCAAGAUGGAGCAGCAACAGCAGCAGCAGCAGCAGCAACAACAACAAUCUCAGCAGCAGCAGCCGCCGCGACUACUUGAGCACCAGCAGCAGGCGCACCAGAGGUCACCACACAGUCAAAUAGGCCUGCAUCAUCAUCAUCACCAUCCACAACAGCAGCCCCUGCAACACUUCCGAGCCCCGCCGUCCUGCAUGCUGGUCGGGACGGCCCGGGACAGCCCUCCGUUCUCCGAGGGGGAGGAUAACCUCGCAUACCUCAGCGCGCUGGCAGCGCAAGAGGAGCCGGGGGACGCGAGCCUCUCCCCGGACAUCAUCUACGGCGGAGUCCCCGGCGCGCUGGGACUCCUCGCCGAGCCAAAGCUGGAGGCCGUGGACCCGGCCGAGAUCAAGAGCAGCGGCCAUGUGUCCCGGGAGGAGGCAGGGGAAGGCGGCCACGGGGACUCAGAGCGCCCGGUGCAUAAGCAGAGGACCAGGCGGAAGCCUCGAGUGCUGUUCUCCCAGGCCCAGGUGUUCGAGCUGGAGCGACGCUUUAAGCAGCAGCGCUACUUGUCGGCCCCGGAGCGAGAGCACCUGGCCUCCAGCCUCAAACUCACCUCCACGCAGGUGAAGAUCUGGUUCCAGAACCGCCGCUACAAGUGCAAGCGGCAGCGGCAGGACAAGUCCCUGGAGCUGGCCGGACAGUCGCACCACCAUCACGUUCCUCCUCCACCACCCAGAAGGGUCGCGGUGCCUGUCCUGGUACGGGAUGGAAAGCCGUGUCUAGGGGGCACACAGAGCUACAACGCCGCGUACGGGUCGAGCCCCUACAGCUAUAACGGGUAUCCGGCGUACACGUACAACAAUCCCGCCUACAGCAGUGGCAACAACAACUACAGCUGCACGUACACGAGCCUCCCCACGCUGCCCCCCACCAACACCACCAGCGGGGCGGCCUUCAUGAACAUGAACCUGGGGGGCCUCGGUGGCCCCCAGACCCAACAACACCAGGGGCCAGUCACCCCCUGCCAGGGCUCGUUGCAGGGGAUUCGGGCUUGGUAGGGUAUACAUCCCCGCACCUCCCCCCUCUUUGGACGUUUUGUAUUGACUUAAACUCAUGGAGGUUUUAUGAUCAUCCAACUGCAAGCCUUGCGGUGCCGGUGCGUAAAGGUUCGUCUACGGAUCGAAUGUAUACUCACCGACAAAUACGCUAUGUCAUACUACAAAGUAUUGGUUAGAUUGGCAAGACAGUAUGAAUCACAGCGAACACUGUGAUGCAAUUGAGUGAGUACAUUUCAGCAGUUUGGUCGAAAAUAUUCAUGAAUUAACCACACACAGGACGAGUUCAGCAGCACGCAUUGGUUUGCGACAGUAUUUCAGUUUGUGUGACCAUGUAUUUGUAUGAAUUAUUUUAAAGAAGCCAGGGAAUUAGAGGCUUUUGACUUGAGUGGAAUUACUUUGAAAUGUUUUGGGUUAAAGGGAGAUAUGUGUCUCCUCCGCAACUAUUCCAAUAAACACAAGAUGGAAGGAA
This is a messenger RNA of Gadus macrocephalus (Pacific cod), 1965 nucleotides long. Its product is annotated as homeobox protein Nkx-2.3-like. The transcript is spliced from 2 exons. Gene Ontology annotation, biological process: regulation of transcription by RNA polymerase II; cell differentiation. Bases 354 to 1496 code for a protein of 380 amino acids. Gene Ontology annotation, cellular component: nucleus. Lineage: Eukaryota; Metazoa; Chordata; Actinopteri; Gadiformes; Gadidae. The record is from RefSeq and is a predicted model, not a curated record. Gene Ontology annotation, molecular function: RNA polymerase II cis-regulatory region sequence-specific DNA binding; DNA-binding transcription factor activity, RNA polymerase II-specific.